Messenger RNA from Penicillium maclennaniae, 1638 nucleotides. RefSeq names its product putative MFS transporter. The transcript has 8 exons. Bases 1 to 1638 code for a protein of 545 amino acids. Gene Ontology annotation, molecular function: transmembrane transporter activity. Gene Ontology annotation, biological process: transmembrane transport. The record is from RefSeq and is a predicted model, not a curated record. NCBI's taxonomy places the organism in Eukaryota, Fungi, Ascomycota, Eurotiomycetes, Eurotiales, Aspergillaceae.
AUGGAGAUGAACUAUGAUGCCAGCGCUCUUCACCAGCUCGAGGAGGAGCUGGGGACGACGAUCUAUCCCGGCACGGAGAUCAUGGCCGAUGUAGGCGUCCACCACUUCAUCCACUCUUCAGUCAAGUCCGACCGCGUGCUGGUGCCCCAGCCAUCUAAUGACAAACAUGAUCCACUGAACUGGAGCCGCUUUUGGAAGAUGAGUGCCAUGGCGAUUUCAACGGCGACCUCGUUCAGUCAAGGCAUAGGACCCCUGGCUCUAGCGCCCAUGUUUCCCCAAUUAAUGGAGGCCUUCAACUCCGACUUGGCCGGUGUGGUGCAGUUCACUGGUGUCUGUAUUUUGGUGCUGGGCUUCAGCAAUUUCUUCUGGAUCCCCAUUCAGACCUCGUAUGGCCGUCGCCCAGUUCUGAUCUUCUCGACCUUGAUUUGCCUCGUCAGUAAUAUUUGGCGUGCCCUUGCAACUUCAUACGGCAGCUACAUGGGCGCCUGUAUUCUCAAUGGGUUCGGUGCAGGCCCGGCUGAGACCUCUCAACCCGAGAUCAUCGCGGACAUUAUGUUCCUUCAUGAGCGUGGUGCUUACAACACCCUCUACUUUACGGCUUACUUUGGAUCGCUCAUGGUCGGUCCUAUCAUUGCUGGUCCCAUGGCAGAGCACGUUGGCUGGCGCAGCUUUUUCUGGCUGAAUGUCGGCGUCCUGGGAGUCGUCCUGCUUUUCCAGAUCUUCCUUUUUCCGGAAACCAAAUGGCGCCGUGUUCAUCCCGAUGAUGUCGCGAAUGAAGCCAAUAGCACGUCCACAACAGAGAUUAUGGCUGAAAAGCCUGUCGAGAUCACCCAGCAGGAAAACAUCAACGUGGAAACUGCCGCACAGCAAGACCCAUAUCUGCACCACGGCAUGCCAUCGAAGCAACAGUUCAAGCUGUGGCAACUGGAUGGGAACAACCUCAAAACUGUCCUGCUCAGCUUUUGGAUUCCUUGGAAGUUGUUGAGCUUCCCUAUCGUUGAGCUGGCAGCCUUUGUGGUGUCCUGGUCAGCCAGUUGCUUCUUGACGCUAAAUUUGACCCAGAGUCAGGCCUUCGCGGAGCCUCCCUACAACUUCAACAGUCAAACAAUCGGGUUCUUUAACUUUGCUAUUCUUAUUGGAGCCUUCAUCGGCUUGGCCACCAAUGGUCUUCUCUCAGAUUGGAUAUCGAUGAAGUCCACUAUUAAGAACAAGGGCAUUCGAGAGCCCGAAAUGAGACUGCCGGCCAUGGCGAUCUACGUGGUGAUUAUGAUCAUAGGAAACUUCGUCGUCGCCUUUGGCUACCAGUACAAAUGGGACUGGAAGGUGAUUGUCAUCAUUGGCUACACAGCCGCUGGAAUCCAAGUUGCUGCUCUUCCAGCCAUCGCCAGCACUUACGCCGUCGACAGCUACAAGCCCGUCGCCGGCUCGAUAUUCGUGUCUAUUACCGUCAACAAGAAUGUCUGGGGGUACGGCUUUAGCAAGUUCAUCACUCCGUGGGUCAUGGAGAGCGGCUUUGUCAAACCCAUCAUGGUCAACAUGUGUCUGACAACGUUGUGGUGUCUCUGUGCCAUCCCAUUCUACUUCUAUGGCAAGAGAUUCCGAGGUUGGACGGCAAAGUCUUCGGUGCACAAAAUGUAG